AUGCGCUUCUCAUCAGCCCUUCUUCUGGCGCUCCCGGCGCUUGCGCUGGCCGAGGACCAGGUCCCGAUUCUCGACAAGGUGAAGGGAUAUCUAAAUAUGGCGAAGGAUGCUAUCUCAUCAGCAGUCCCCGCCGCACCUUCACCUCUCGAUGCCGGUGUCGCCAAGGUCGCGUCCAAGGUGCAGCACAGCCUGACGACUGAGAACUGGAAGCAGGUGUUGACUGUAGAUCCAACGGCCAGCGCACCAACGACGCAGGACUGGAUGGUCUUCAUAACAGGCGGCAACGUAACGUGCUAUGGCUUUUGUGGAAAUGCGAGUAAAGCGUGGAAUGAGUCAGUGGCCGCCCUUUCAGCAACCCCCAAAGCGCCCAACUUCGCCGUGCUUGACUGCGAGUCGCAGCCUAUUCUCUGCAAUUCGUGGUAUGCCGGCCCUCCUUCAAUCUACUACAUGCAGAUUCCAAAGCCGCUGGCGGAUCAGUCCGCACCGCUGCCCACUGUUCGCUUCAUCCCUCUGAACCGCACCUCUGUUACGGGCCCUCAACUCACCAAGCUCGUUACCAACAAGGAGUACGAGAAUACUGCGCCAUACGAGGGCCCGUGGCAUCCGUUCACUGGCCUGCUUCAACAGUACAACUUGGCCAUUCCGGUUGGAUACGUUCUGUGGGGAUUUUCGAAGAUGCCGUCUUGGUUGCCCAUGAUUCUCAUCUCGUUCAUGAGCAGGUCGUUUAUGUAA
Molecule: messenger RNA, 732 nt
Organism: Lindgomyces ingoldianus
Lineage: Eukaryota; Fungi; Ascomycota; Dothideomycetes; Pleosporales; Lindgomycetaceae
Exons: 2
Coding region: 1-732 (243 amino acids)
Source: RefSeq, a predicted model, not a curated record